This is a messenger RNA of Polyodon spathula (Mississippi paddlefish), 3639 nucleotides long. Its product is annotated as nucleolar transcription factor 1-A-like. The coding region runs from base 850 to 3150 and encodes 766 amino acids. The transcript is spliced from 20 exons. NCBI's taxonomy places the organism in Eukaryota, Metazoa, Chordata, Actinopteri, Acipenseriformes, Polyodontidae. The record is from RefSeq and is a predicted model, not a curated record.
UCUAAUUAUUUCCAGCUCUUAAACAGUUACAGAUUUCAGACUAGGGUUGAACACCACUGGAUUACUGUAUCUAUCUGUCCUGGCUCCUCAUUUCUCCACAACCAUUGGACAGUUUCCGCUAGCAAAAAUCCUUCGGCAACAGGACAAUAAAACAUGCAAAUUCACUUUGUAAGAAGACUCAAGUCACACAAGGGUCACAGACAAGCCUCUAUUGUAAACCUGGUGUGUGACAGACAAAGUCAUGCCUGAUUUGUUAUUAAAUGAACACGCUGAAAGACACACCAGACUAAACAAACAAUUGUGAACCAAUAACAAGGUAUGGCGGAUCAACAAACGAACGUCUUAAUAUUGAGUAACGUUUUUUAAAGACGUAGUAAUAGGCAUUAUACUUUGAAAAUACUCAAACUCACAUGCAACUUCAGUUCAAUUUGCACUGCCUGAUAGAUUUCUAUUAUUAACCUACAACCACCCGACUGCUACAACAACCACCAACAAAAACACGCCGAGUAGAAACCAGACUUCAACGGGAGAGGAAAUAAAAGCUUCCGGACACACACAAAACAAACUGGCCUUCUGAUUAAUUAGAGCUCAGUGUGUUGAAACUGCAACUUUCAUUAUCAGCAGACAUCCGCAUUAGGUUCAGAUGCAAUAACACAAAUAAAAAAAUAAAAUAUAAUAUAAUAAAUCACUGCACAUGAAAGUUAAACCAACUAUGUAUUUGUAUCCGUGUGUUAUUGUUGUCUUGCGGUUGUGGGCACCUAGGUAUCCAGCUUGAUCGAAAAAUGUACAAUAAAAUAACCCUAAAUAGUACUGUCGCCCCCAUAAGAAGUGCAGAGUUACAGCGGGAGCAUGUCGGAUACGGCACUGGAAGGAGUGCGCAUCCCGGGGGCGCAAGGAUGCCUGAACUCCCAAGCCGACGAUGUAGAGCUGCCCGACCUUGACUCAGUAGAGGAGGGGGAACUGUUGAGAUACUUCACAAGCAUGAAUGGAAACAGCAGCCUCUCCAGCGUCGCCCAUGCUGGGCGUAUCAAGUGUGAGCCAGGUUUGGAAGAGUGGAGUAAGGAGGACUGUCUGACCCUCUUAGACCGGAUCCGCACCCUGCUGCCUAACGUGGAUGCCAUGAAGUACAAGACCACCGAGUCACACUUCGACUGGGAGAAGGUCUGCUUCGGGCCCUUCACUGGGGACAUGUGCAAGCAGAAAUGGCAGAAGGUCUCUUCCGAGGUGAGGAAGUACCGAACCAUGACCGAACUCCUUAUCGACGCCAUGGAGUAUGUGAAGAACCCCUAUAAAGGCAAGAAGCUCAAGACCCAUCCAGACUUCCCCAAGAAGCCUCUGACGCCGUACUUUCGGUUUUUCAUGGAGAAACGAGCAAAGUAUGCAAAGAUCCAUCCAGAGAUGAGCAACCUGGACCUCACCAAGAUCCUGUCCAAGAAGUACAAGGAGCUGCCUGAGAAGAAGAAGUUGAAGUACAUUCAGGAGUUUCAGAGGGAGAAGGAGUCAUUUGAAAAGAACAUGGCCAGAUUCAAGGAUACUUACCCUGAUCUGAUUGAGGAGAGGAAGACGUCUGAUGUCCCGGAGAAGCCCAAGACACCACAGCAGCUCUGGUACAACCAUGAGAAGAAGACCUACCUGAAGCUGCACCCCGAUGUAAGCCCGAAGGAGCUGAAGGACGCUCUGAGGCGGCAGUGGUCUCAGCUCUCCGAUAAGAAGCGACUCAAGUGGAUCAGCAAGGCGCUGGAGCUGCAGAAGGACUUUGAGGCGACUAUGAGGGAGUACCACGAGGCUCACCCCGAGACCAACCAGGACGAGCACGUCAAGUCUGUCCUGACCAAGGCAGAGCGGCAGCUCAAAGACAAGUUUGACGGCCGGCCAACUAAACCUCCUCCGAAUGGGUACUCCUUGUACUGUGCUGAGCUCAUGAUCACAAUGAAAGAUGUCCCCAGCACGGAGCGCAUGGUGCUCUGCAGCAAGCAAUGGAAGAUCAUGACUCAGAAAGAGAAGGACAUGUUCCAGAAGCGGUGUGAGCAGAAAAAGAAACAGUAUGAAAUCGACCUGCAGAGAUUCCUGGAGAGCCUGCCAGAGGAGGAGAGGGACCGGGUGCUGACGGAAGAAAAGCUGGGGGGCUCCAGAAUGUUGCUUGGAAACUCUGCCAGCCCCCUGCGAGGCAAAUCCACAACUACCAAGAUGAAGUUGAGCGAUGUGGACCGGACACGUGCAGACCAGGAGCAGAGGGCGCAGAGCCUCCUGAAGGAGAAGCGUGACAGCAAGAGGAAGGUGCGCCUACCCGAGACCCCCAAGACCGCCGAUGAGAUGUGGCAGCAGAGCGUCAUUGGGGACUACCUGGCCAAGUACCGGAACGAUCGGAAGAAGGCUCAGUCUGCCAUGGAAUCUGCCUGGAAAGCCAUGGAGAAGAAGGAGAAAAUUCCCUGGAUUAAAAAGGCAGCCGAGGACCAGAAGAGAUAUGAGAGAGAGCUGAUGGAGGUAAUGACACCACUGUCGGCCCAAACCCAGAGGAAACCCAAAUUCGACGGAGAGCCAAAGAAACCCCCCGUGAGCGGCUACCAGAUGUUCUCUCAGGAGCUGCUGACUAACGGGGAGCUGAACCACUUCAACCUGAAGGAGCGCAUGGUGGAGAUCGGCAAGCGCUGGCACAAACUCAACCAGAACCAGAAAGACAAGUACAAGAAGCUGGUGGAAGAGCAGCAGAUAGAGUACAAGGCUGAACUUGAGGCCUGGGUCAAGUCUCUUUCACCUCAAGAACGGGCCAUUUACAAGGAAUUCUCUGCAGUGAAGCGACGGAACUCCUCCAAGGCAGGCGGGCCAGCUGCCAAAGUGCUGGUGACUGGGAGGGGCAAGGCGGUAGUCGGAGCCAGAGCUCCAGGACUGGGGACUGGAGAGGGCAAGAAAGCGGUAGCAUACAGGGCACAGGAUACGUCUGACUCGGAGGAAGAGGAAGAAGAGAAAUCUAACACUUCUGAUUCUGAGGAGGAAGAGGACUCAACCGGCAGCUCAGACAGCGAUGAGGAGGAAGACGAGAACGAUGAAGACGAUGAGGAGGAAGAUGAUGACAAUGAGGAUGAAGGCGACCAAUCAGAAGCCAGCAGUAGCUCAUCUUCAGAGGACAGCUCAGACUCGGAUUCUGAUUAACCCCUGGUGUUCCGCAGAGCGCGGGGGACUGUGCAGGACACAUUGGGAACCCCGCCUCCCCCCUGCCAGAGACGCUGUUACUGCCUGGCUCCCUGGGGGUGGUGGUGUUGUAACCUGACUCUCGUUGCCCUCUUUACCCUUGCCCCCUUUUUGGACUGUUAGUGUUUGGCCGCGGGCCGGCGGGGGCCCCAGGGCACGGGUUUUGAAGACUUUGUUUUCUUCAAUUUCUGUUUUAAGGACACGUUUGUGUGUUUUGUUGUUUUUUUUGUUGUUUUUUUUGUAUUAACUUCUUAGAUGUGCUUUAUGGAAACUUAAAAGAAACCAGCCAUUGAUGACCAGUUCUAGCUACUUCCUGUUUUUUUUUUCCCCACAAAUGUUAAUAUUUUAUGCUGGGAAAUUUAAGGAUGAAUGAAAGACCCAAGGGGUAAUUCCGGCCUAUUUGGUGUGUUUGUUUUGUUAAUAGUUUUAAUAAAGUGCAGCCUAUACCCA